This is a messenger RNA of Phacochoerus africanus (Common warthog), 1377 nucleotides long. It is a transcript of the gene ETV3L, whose product is annotated as ETS variant transcription factor 3 like. The transcript has 6 exons. The record is from RefSeq and is a predicted model, not a curated record. Gene Ontology annotation, biological process: cell differentiation; regulation of transcription by RNA polymerase II. The coding region runs from base 1 to 1158 and encodes 385 amino acids. Gene Ontology annotation, molecular function: DNA-binding transcription factor activity, RNA polymerase II-specific; sequence-specific DNA binding. Gene Ontology annotation, cellular component: nucleus. NCBI's taxonomy places the organism in Eukaryota, Metazoa, Chordata, Mammalia, Artiodactyla, Suidae.
AUGGGUACCCCAACACACCUGUCCCCAACAGACUUUCUCUUUGUUGGCCCAGACACAGCCCUCACUCGCCCGGAGCACAUCAUGCACUGCGGCUGCGUGGCCGACGGUGUCCCUGCCAUCGCUGGCAACUCCUGGAUCUCAGGCCUGGCCUUCCCCGACUGGGCCUACAAAGCCGAGUCAUCCCCAGGCUCCCGGCAGAUCCAGCUGUGGCACUUUAUCCUGGAGCUGCUGCAGAAGGAGGAGUUCCGCCAUGUCAUCGCCUGGCAGCAGGGAGAAUACGGGGAAUUCGUCAUCAAGGAUCCCGACGAGGUGGCCCGCCUCUGGGGCCGCAGGAAGUGCAAACCACAGAUGAAUUAUGACAAGCUGAGCCGGGCCCUGAGGUAUUAUUACAAUAAGAGGAUCCUGCACAAGACCAAAGGCAAAAGGUUCACUUACAAGUUCAACUUCAGCAAGCUCAUCAUAGUCAACUAUCCCCUGUGGGAGCUGCGGGCACCUCCAAGCCCCCACUUGCUGCUGGGGGCCCCUGCCCUGUUUCGCCCGGCACUGGUGCCCAUGGGCCUGCAGAGUGAGCUCCUGCACAGCAUGCUGUCCACCCAUCGGGCCAUGGCAGAGCAGCUGGCUGGAGAGCGGACCCCUCGAGGGCCACCAGAGGCCUCUAGGGACAAGAAGGAGAGCAGCAACAGUAUCCACCGACUUGGACUUGGCUCUGCCCCAGCCCCCUGCCGGCUCGGCCCCUGCUGCCAUUUGGGGAGCCCCCAAGAGGAGCUGCCCAGUUUUGCCUCCUUCACCCCGCCCCUGCCACCCCCGGGCCCCUCCGACUGGCCCCGCCUCUCAGGGCCCUUCCUGCCCCCUCUCCCCGCAGAGCAGCCCUUCCCGGGAUCCUGCACGCCCGACGCCCUGCUCCCAGAGCCCGCGCGCCCCCCAGCGACCCGGCAUUUCCCGGGGUUCCCUCUGUUGGCCGGGCUGGCCCAGGGGGCUGGGGAGAGGCUCCGGCUCUUGUCCCUGAGGCCCGAGGGGCUGGAGGUAAAGCCCGAUCCCGCGAUGGAUCCCAGGGAGGGUUUCUCCUCAGAAAGGCGGGGACCCAAACCUGGAGAGGAAAACCCCGGGUCCCGCGAUCUGGAGAACUUUAAAGCAGUGUGGCCCCUGGAUCCUCCUUAACGGGGCGGAAGAUGCGAAGUGCGGGGGUCCUUCCAACCCCAUCUCUCCUCUUGUCUACCUCCCUUCUGGCUUUGCACCUCUCCCUGGGUGGAAACAGCUUUAAGCUGCAGGAGGCUUUGAAGGGAUAGAGUUGAAACCUAAGGGAUGGAGGGCAUGGAAGGAAAGGAGCAUAUGUGGGGAAGGGGAAAAGAGAGGCAGAGCGCCCCCUCCCACCAAAUU